Zymoseptoria tritici IPO323 is the source of this 1500-nucleotide messenger RNA. RefSeq lists its product as uncharacterized. Gene Ontology annotation, biological process: GPI anchor biosynthetic process. The record is from RefSeq and is a predicted model, not a curated record. Gene Ontology annotation, molecular function: GPI mannosyltransferase activity; alpha-1,4-mannosyltransferase activity. The transcript has 3 exons. Bases 1 to 1269 code for a protein of 422 amino acids. Gene Ontology annotation, cellular component: glycosylphosphatidylinositol-mannosyltransferase I complex; membrane. Lineage: Eukaryota; Fungi; Ascomycota; Dothideomycetes; Mycosphaerellales; Mycosphaerellaceae.
AUGUCAUCAACCUCGGUCUCUUGGCGGCCAUCGACAAUAUUCACUAUUGCUAUUGUCUUCCGUUUGAUCCUCCUACUCUACGGCCGCUGGCAAGACGCCCACAGUCCCGUCAAAUACACCGACAUCGACUACCUCGUCUUCACAGAUGCAGCCCGCUAUGUAUCCUACGGCAAAUCACCCUACGAACGCGCGACGUACCGCUACACUCCCCUCCUCGCCUGGCUGUUGAUACCAACGACAUGGGGUGGACUCUGGUUUGAAUUCGGCAAAGCACUCUUCGCCGCUGGCGACAUUGUCACUGGAUGGCUGAUUUUGAGGAUCCUCCGGACUCGUGGGAUGGAGACGGAACGUGCGCUCAAGUUUGCUAGCAUCUGGCUGCUGAACCCGAUGGUCGCGAAUAUCAGCACUCGUGGGAGUUCCGAAGGACUGCUGGCUGUGCUUGUGGUGGCUUUGCUCUGGGCGGUGCUGAGCAGGCGGAUUGUCCUGGCUGGAUGUCUGUUGGGAUUUGCGGUUCACUUCAAGAUCUAUCCGUUCAUCUAUGCCGCGAGCAUCUUUUGGUGGCUCGGUAGUGCGCGGUUGAUGGACGUCAAUGCUUCGGUCGUGCAAAGGGCUUUCUCGUUGAUCAAUCAAGAUCGAGUGAACAUGGCAGUCUUCAGCUUCUUGACAUUCAUGGGCUUUAAUGCUGUCAUGUAUAAGAUGUACGGCAUGCCUUUCAUCGAGCAUACCUACACAUACCAUGUGUCACGAAUCGAUCACAGGCACAACUUCUCGGUCUACAAUACCGUCCUACAUCAGAGCUCAAUGCGAGGGAUUGACUCUGGCUUGAAAAUCGAGUCUCUUGCGUUUCUGCCUCAGCUGCUGCUAUCAGUGGUUGUCAUUCCACUUCUGAUGGCGAAGUCGGACCUUGCAACGACAAUGCUGGCCCAGACAUUCGCCUUCGUGACGUUCAACAAAGUCUGCACCAGCCAGUACUUCCUCUGGUACAUGGUAUUUCUGCCAUUCUAUCUUCCCACUUCAACGCUUUUGCGGAGCCCCAGACUGGGUGUGACUGCACUCGUUCUCUGGAUCCUUGGACAGGCCGCUUGGUUGCAGCAAGGUUUCGAGCUAGAAUUCCUGGGUCACUCCACUUUCGUUCCGGGCCUCUGGCUGGCGAGCAUAGCAUUCUUCCUGAUCAAUUGUUGGCUCCUUGGACUGAUUGUGCGAGACGUCAGAAGUGAGCCGACCGCCUUGAACGCCAGUCCUUCAACGUCCUCCAAGAAACUGAAGUGAUGGACUUGAGCGCUCAUCCUCGUCAACCUCCAAUGGCUUUCACGCAACCCAUCGCCGCUGCUGCUGCCAGUAUACCGAGCACCAGCAUUUCUAUGGCAUUGCGGAAACACGCUCGGCGGUCGCUCUCACCCAUGAGGGAAGUCUUGGCCCACCCAAACACGAAAAGUGCGAUUGCCAUGACAAAAGCACUGCACACAAACGCCUCGCGAACAUGGGAGAAGAACAAAUAUG